Molecule: messenger RNA, 3035 nt
Organism: Ceratotherium simum simum (southern white rhinoceros)
Lineage: Eukaryota; Metazoa; Chordata; Mammalia; Perissodactyla; Rhinocerotidae
Gene: GCLM
Product: glutamate-cysteine ligase modifier subunit
Biological process (GO): glutathione biosynthetic process
Cellular component (GO): glutamate-cysteine ligase complex
Molecular function (GO): glutamate-cysteine ligase catalytic subunit binding; enzyme regulator activity
Source: RefSeq, a predicted model, not a curated record
CGCCGCCCCGCCCCGCCCGGCCCCGCCGCGGGACGAGUAACGGUUACGAAGCACUUUCUCCGCCGCGAUUUCUGCUUAGUCAUUGUCUUCCAGGAAGCGGCUCCCUCAGUUGGGUGUCAGCUCUCCCGCGGCGGCCGCAGUCGCGGGAGCCGCAGCCAGCAGCGCGUCCUUCCCGGGCCGCCGCUCCGCCGCCCCCGGCCUCCCUCGGGCCCGAGCGCAGGCCGAGGUCCCGCAGCGCGGGGCGGGCAGCCUCGCGCUCAGUUUUCCAGCCUCGGGCCCCGCGUCCUGCGGGGCGGCCUCCUUCCCCGCCGGGCCCCCGCCGUCGGCCGCUGCCAUGGGCACCGACAGCCGCGCGGCCGGGGCGCUCCUGGCGCGGGCCCGCACCCUGCACCUGCAGACCGGGAACCUGCUGAACUGGGGCCGCCUGCGGAAGAAGUGCCCGUCCACGCACAGCGAGGAGCUUCGAGAUUGUAUCCAAAAGACCUUAAAUGAGUGGAGUUCCCAAAUCAGCCCGGAUUUGGUCAGGGAGUUUCCAGACGUCUUGGAAUGUAGUGUGUCUCAUGCAGUAGAAAAGAUAAAUCCCGAUGAAAGAGAAGAAAUGAAAGUUUCUGCAAAAUUGUUCAUUGUAGGAUCAAACUCUUCAUCAUCAACUAGAAAUGCAGUUGACAUGGCCUGUUCGGUCCUUGGAGUUGCGCAGCUGGAUUCUGUGAUCAUUGCUUCACCUCCUAUUGAAGAUGGAGUUAAUCUUUCCUUGGAGCAUUUGCAGCCUUACUGGGAAGAAUUAGAAAACUUAGUUCAGAGCAAAAAGAUUGUUGCUAUAGGUACCUCUGAUCUAGACAAAACACAGUUGGAACAGCUGUAUCAGUGGGCACAGGUAAAACCAAAUAGUAACCAAGUUAAUCUUGCCUCCUGCUGUGUGAUGCCACCCGAUUUGACUGCAUUUGCUAAACAGUUUGACAUACAGCUAUUGACUCAUAAUGAUCCAAAAGAACUGCUUUCUGAAGCAAGUUUCCAAGAAGCUCUUCAGGAAAGCAUCCCUGACAUUCAAGCACAUGAGUGGGUGCCACUGUGGCUACUGCGAUAUUCGGUCAUUGUUAAAAGUAGAGGAAUCAUCAAAUCAAAAGGCUACAUCUUACAAGCUAAAAGAAGGGGUUCUUAACUGUGACUUAAGAUCAUAACCUACUGACUUGUAUUUUCCUUAAAUAUAAGAUAAAAUUGAGAUGCGUAAAAAUCUAAUUACUGCCUGUAAGUGGUGUCACUGAGGCAGAUAUUCUUUAGUUAUAUUUGACAAUAUGUUAUCUGUCAAGUUUUGAAUACUUCUCUUGCCUCCAUAUCAGUUCACUUACAUGAACCACUGUAUUGUUUUCAUUAAACUAUUGUUUUCUAAUUGAAAUUGUCUAUAAAGAAAAUACUUGCAAUAUAUUUUUCCUUUAUUUUUAUGAAUAAUAGAAAUCAAGAAAAUUUGUUGUUAGAUAUAUUUUGGCCUAGACAUCAGGGUAAUGUAUAUACAUAUUUUUUAUUUCCAAAAAAUUCAUUAAUUGCUUCUUACUCUAUAGUAUAACUAAGCAACUUAGUUACAAUUGUUAAAACUGAAAUACUGGAAGAUAUUUUUCUUGUCAUUGAUGAUUAUUAUAUCUCAGAGUAACUGGAGUAGCUGGGAUCUACUAAUAGUGUAAAUAAAAUUCAUUUCUUCAAUACAUGAAUGGAAACUUAAAUUUUUUUACGUGUCCUUGCUUGUAGUUUACCUAUAACAAGUUAAUCUGUUAUUCUUGUGCCAUAUUUUCUCUUGCUGUUAUUUACAAAGACAAACCAAAGUAAAUCUGAAAAGGAGACUAGAAGCUUUGCAAUUAUUGUUUGGGGGUUUUUAUGAAAGCAACUAUUAUCACCUCCAGAUGCUUUUUAAUUCUUGAUCUAUCCUUAAUAUUUUGCUAUUCAGUGAAGAAUAUUCAAUAAGCAUUGAGCACUUACCAUGUGCUGGGCACUGUGGGCUCUGGAGAGAGGACAAAGCACAGGGAUUAAAAAUCAGUUGAGUAAAAUAUGUGGUAUUUGUUCCCCACUAGUAACUGACUAUAGGGACUAAAAGCCAGAAAAGGGGUGAAAAAAAGCUUUAAUUCAGGGCCAAUGUUGUCUAUUUAGACAACUUCAUUUGAGAUGCAGUCUUAACUAUUUAAAAGCAAAACAAUACAAUCAAAACUUUAGAACUAGAAGAGAUUAUAGAUCAUUUAGUAUAAUUCCUCUUUAGUUUACGAACCAGAAAAUAGCAAAUAAAUAAGCUGUGACCUUUGAUAUAUAUUAUAGGUCUCCUUAAUUCUAUAAAUUUUUAUCUGUAACCCAAAUAGUUUGAUAAAUUCUUUAAAAAUAUCUUGUAACUCAAUCAAUACUUCUAAACCAUGUAUCUUAAUACAUGGUUUAUAAAACUAAUUUUAUAUAUAUAAAUGAAUAUAUAAAUCGAAUUUUGCUCAAUUUUUUUCAACUUAGGGGAAAGAACUGUGGUUCCAUAUUCAAAAUAAAUACACUAGACUCUUUUCGUACCCUAAGUAAGGUUUUGUGGUUUACUAGUUGGAUAAUUUGAUCAUAAGAAUUGUAACCUGAAAUCAGCUGACUUAACGUGUUAAAACGUGUUUAGACUUGGAGCUUCCUAAAACCUUAUAUAGCCUUUAUAGUAAUUGUAUGUAAUGUUAUUAAAUGUAUACAGUUAACUUUUUAAUUUGGAAAUGUACCACAUUUUUUCAUAUAACAUAAGUCUUUAAACAAAAGUUCAUUUUAAUUUAAGCCUCUACAGUGAAUUGGUCAAGAUAUUUUAAGAGGAAACUUUAAUAUCACAUUUAUUGUUUUUUAAAACCCUGGACUUACAAAAAUAGAUUGUUUGAAGGGUUAUUUUGAAAACGGAAAAAAAGCUUAUGUUGCUAACGUAUCCAAACUUCAGCAGGAGCUCUUCUGUUCUUUUUUUCCCCCAUUCUUGACAAAGAAACAGGAUUAUAGAUUCAUUUUGUGAAGGGGAUCAUGUAUGGAAUUUUUAGAUGAGUUUUUUGUUU